Messenger RNA from Sebastes umbrosus (honeycomb rockfish), 3890 nucleotides. RefSeq names its product kelch-like protein 11. The transcript has 2 exons. The coding region runs from base 94 to 2253 and encodes 719 amino acids. NCBI's taxonomy places the organism in Eukaryota, Metazoa, Chordata, Actinopteri, Perciformes, Sebastidae. The record is from RefSeq and is a predicted model, not a curated record. Gene Ontology annotation, molecular function: protein binding.
AUUUCCGGUGUUUUGGGUUCUCAUCUCUGUAUGUAGCACACGUCGAAUGUGAAACGCGCUUCGCUGUCGCUGCUCUGUGUUUUGCCUCCAUGUAUGUGUGGCUGCGUAUGUCGCCUCCUCUCCUUCACUAGUUUACUUCAUCUCCCUCCACUGCUCUCCUCCUCCAGCAUCAUGGCAGCGGCGGCUCCCAACCCGGAGGACUCCACCCGGAGCAGCAGCAGCAGCAGCAGCAGCAGCAGCAGCAGUAGCAGCAGCAACGGCACCAGCACACCCAGCGCUCUCGCCGGAGACGGAGAUGCUGAGGAGGCCGAGGACUUCACCUCCUCCUCCCACUGCUCGGAGCUGUCUCGGCGGCAGAACGAGCAGAGGAAGCAGGGCUUGUUCUGCGACGUGACGCUGGCCUUCAGCAGCGGAGCGGCCAGCGGGAGCGUCCAGAGCUGCGAGUUCUCAGCCCACAGGUCGGUGCUGGCGGCGUCCACAGAUUACUUCACCCCGCUGCUCGGAGGACAGUUCUCCGAGUCGCUGUCCGGACGGGUGGAGAUGAAGGAGUGGAGCUCCGAGCUGGGGCCGGACCCAGACACGGUGGAGAGUGUCAUCCAGUACAUGUACACUGGAGAAAUACGAGUUAGCACCUGCAAUGUGCAUGAAGUGCUGGAGCUGGCUGACAGGUUCCUCCUGCUGCAGCUGAAGGAUUUCUGUGGUGAGUUCCUGAAGAAGAAGCUGAGCCUGACCAACUGUGUGGCGGUGCACAGUCUAGCCCACAUGUACACCUUGGACCAGCUGGCUCUGCGGGCUGCAGACAUGAUCCGUCGCAACUUCCACAAGGUCAUCCAGGAUGACGAGUUCUACACGCUGCCCUUUCACCUGGUCCGCGACUGGCUGUCCGACGCAGAGAUCACGGUGGACUCCGAGGAGGUGCUGUUCGAGGCCGUGGUGAAGUGGGUGCAGAAGAACCCGGAGGAGCGAAGCCGCUACUUCGAGGAGCUGUUUCGUCUCCUUAGGCUGCCGCAGAUCAAGCCCACCUACCUGACCAGGGUGGUGAAAGCCGAGCAGCUGGUGUCCGCCAAUGAGGCCUGCCUCCGGCUGGUGUCGGAGGCGGUGGAGGGCCACGCCAUUCGCUUUGAGAACCUCAAGUCAACUGAUAUGGAGUUCUGGUCUUCCCACAUGGCCUCCUUUCAGCCUCGCUUUGGCCAGAACAUGGACGUCAUCAUGGUGGUAGGCGGUGUGUCAGAGGGAGGGGACUACCUGAGUGAGUGUGUGGGCUACUUCAUUUACGAGGACCGUUGGGUCAACCUGCCUCACAUCCACAACCACCUGGACGGCCACGCCAUCGCUGUCACAGAGUCCCACGUCUAUGUAGCUGGUUCUAUGGAACCAGGCUUUGCUAAGACGGUGGAGCGUUACAAUCCUAAUCGCAACACCUGGGAGCAGGUGAGCAACCUGACCACACGCAAGCACUCCUUUGGCCUCACCUGUAUUAAGGAUAUACUGUACAGCAUCGGUGGCCACGGGAACUUCAGUCCAGGUUUCAAAGACGUCAGUAUAUACGAGCCUGAGCAGGACAAGUGGCACAAUCUGGAAUCUGCCCCCAAAAUCCUGCGGGAUGUGAAGGCGGUGAGCGUGGAGGACCGCUAUGUGUACGUCACGGCUCGCACACCUGUCGAUACAGAUAAUGAGGAUGGACUGAAGACGGUGACCACUCGCUAUGACACAGAGAGCCGCCAGUGGCAAGAUGUUGACUCCCUGCCCCUUAUUGACAACUACUGCAUCUUCCAGAUGGCUGUGGCGUCUACUAACUUCUACCACACGGCGUCCUGCUGCCCCAAGAGCUACACAGUGCGGGAAGAGGUCGCCAAGCAAAAGAUCAGCGCACGCACCUCUGAUGAGAUCCUGGAGAGCCUGCCACCAGAGGUCACCAGCAUCGAGGGCGCCGCCAUCUGCCACUUCGACGAGGACGUCUUCAUCAUCGGCGGGUGGAAGAACAGCGAUGACGUGGACAAGCAGUACCGCAAGGAGGCCUACCGCUACUGCGCUGAGAGAAAACGCUGGAUGCUGCUGCCGCCCAUGCCUCAGCCUCGCUGCCGAGCCACCGCCUGCCACGUCCGCAUCCCCUACCGUUUCCUCUACGGCUGCCAGCGUUACCCCAUGCCGCAGAACCUGGCCCGUCAGCGAGAUCGCAUGCAGCAGAUGCAGCAGCUUCACCGGCGCACGCUCACCUUACGCCGGCAGCUCCAGUCGCAGAUAGAGUGCUGAGCAAGUUGGCGUCUGCUUAACCCCAAGAACUACAAGGAUAUACUCCUGCAAGCAUUCAUUCCAUUUCAGCCAUCUUCAUCGACCCCCCACUCCUACAUAACAUGCUGCAGCGAGCCUUGUGUUGCUCUCAUACUGGAUAUCAUUAACCUGAACUCUGUGCCAUCGGCUCUCAUGCUGUGUUGUGUUAAUGGCUGACUUGUGGAAAGCCAUGAAAUGUGUGGACAGGUGUGUACUUACCCGCUGGUGGUCUGCGAGGAGAGAUAACGGGAAUGUAAACAUGUGAAUAAGAGUGUUAUAUAGCAGCCAACAACUGAAUAUCCUUUUGUCAAGUAUGUUGGUAUAGAUGCUGUUUAUCUGUUUUGUACAUAAAUAGGAUAAAGCUGUAUAUGUAAACAUUUAUAUGGAUAUUUUACAUUCCUUUAUUGUAAGCCUGUACUGGAGAGGCUACAUGACAUCAAUAACUGCAUUCCUGCAUUCAUUCCAGCUCGCUUAAUGAAGUCUCAUUCCAUUUUAACACUGUGACAAUCUCUUCAUGCAAGUCGGUUCAAACAUCUUAACUCGUAACUUGUAUCAUAAUAGCUCUAUUAGAACUGCUCUGCUUGUUAUUGUGCAGCCUCAACAACUAAAUAAUUCAGAAAGGCUGUUAAUCUUAAAAUCCUGUAGGAUAGUUUACUUUUAGAUUGCAGUUUUCUUUUAAACGGUUGUACUAAGUGUAUUUAAUUUAAUUUAAUUUUUGUUGCUCAUCUAACACUUGAAAACUAGAUCUUCAGGUUCCUGACAAGGUGAAAUUAUGAGAGACCUGUUGAAAAGAUGUGAUAAGAUGUAAUAAAAUGAUUCCUUUGAGUUAUCUUAACAUUAAAAUGUUCUAUUCAGCCACUGCAUUAAGCACCAAUCACUGGCAAUGGCUCAAUCAUUCCUUUCUUUUGCACUUUGGCAGACUAUUGUUCAGUGUAUUCCCAUUAAUUUGAAGAAAUUGAAAAUGUAUAUAUGUAUGAGUGUGGGAGUUGUGUAUGUUUUGUGUUUGCAAAGCAGAGCUUCUUUACUACUGCACUUUUUGACAUCUAAUUGUAAAGUCUUACAGAAGCAUAGGGAUUUAAGUUGCCAUUGCACUUUGACUUUGUUUAUUUCAUUUGUUUCAUUUCAGACAAGGUGAUUGUAUUUUGGAAAUGCUUUAGCCAGCAAGUCAGUAAGUUUUGAUCUUGAUCUGAAAAUACAUGUCAUUAUUUGCAGACUUGUUUCCAACAUUAAAUGUCUUGUUAAACCUUGUGUUACUGUGGGUGUAUAUUAGAGAUCGGUUAUGUUGUUCUGUGGUCUCCUCUCACCCUCCUAAGAAAAUUAGAAAUUAGAUGAAAAGGAAUUAUAGGCAAAACAAACAGGAUUAUUAUAAGAACGUGUUGUGACUGACAUUCAGAAGUUCUCGCUGUCCAUGCAGCGCCUAUUGCAGCAUAAAGGUUACAGAGCGAAGAAAUGACAUUCAUUUCCACUUUAUGACCAUUAUAAAUAACACUGCAAAUAUUAAGUGGAAUAAGCUAUGUACUUUGCUUUGCAUGUGAUAGUCUGACAUUGUGUCCUCCUUAUAGUGGAUGUAAGAAAUGCUAAUGUCAUCACUUGCAAUUAAAGUUGUUUUGUAAGACAAA